Mustela erminea (ermine) is the source of this 1499-nucleotide messenger RNA. Its product is annotated as protein FAM170A-like. Gene Ontology annotation, biological process: fertilization. The transcript is spliced from 5 exons. The coding region runs from base 208 to 1065 and encodes 285 amino acids. The record is from RefSeq and is a predicted model, not a curated record. Gene Ontology annotation, cellular component: nucleus. NCBI's taxonomy places the organism in Eukaryota, Metazoa, Chordata, Mammalia, Carnivora, Mustelidae.
GAAAGUAGAAUUUCAGAGAGAAAGGUACUGUCUGGAGUCCCUCUCUGAAGAGGUGAAUCAUGAAGAAGAAACAAAAAAGGAAACAUCUGGAAAGCCCAUCGUCCCCCGCAAAUGCCAAAAAGUCAAGAGGUAUGUGUUAAGCAUAUUCCCUGAGAAUAAGAAGAUCUGGAGAAUCAACAAAAGGCAGCGGCCUCAAAUUCAGUCCAGAUGACAAAGAAGGCUUCAUCUUCUUCCUCAGAGUAUUUCUCCAGCAACUCUUUGGAAAACAAGCUCACUGGUACUGAAUUCAAGACCACCCAGGAGGAUGCAGCCCAUCCUAAGUCCUCUGCCGUGGUCCCUCCUGGUGGUGAGGCAGCAGAACAACAAUCCUCUGCCUCACAGUACUACUCCUGUUUCUCCUCCUUAUCUCAAAUCAUUCAGGAUAAUGAGGAUGGAGCUCCUCAAACAGACCAGCUUGUUUCUUGUUCCAAGAAAUGUGAGACUUCUUCACACUUUCUAUAUAGCUCCUUUACUUUGCAACUGGCUAAUGAUCCUAAGCCUUCUGUGUCCUCUGCAAACACAGAAGAGGAAACAUUCAUGAAUGUCUACUAUAUGAAUGUAAGAACAAAAAGGGGGGUGGCUGUCCUCAAUGAUGAGCAAGAAAGCCUGGAGCCUCCCACCAAAAAAACAAAAAAAGAAAAAAAGACCUUUUCUGAUCUCCAGGGAGCAGUCACCCCCUCUUGCACUACUAAGGAGCCACCAACUUGCAGUGCAUCCAGGCAUACAGUAGAAGAGCAGGAGAAAGGGAAGGAGGCUGACAGUCCACCAGUGCCUCCAGCUGCCGAGGAAUAUCCCAGGGCCAAGACGCCUGAAUGGCUCGUGGCCCUUAAUAGUGGCUUCAGGUGCAUGGCCUGCUGCCGGGUCUUUCCCAGCUUGGAGGUCCUCCAGGAAUACGUGAAGCAUGGAGUCCGUGAGGGCUUCAGCUGCCAUACUUUCCAUCUGACCUUGACUUUGCUGAAGAGAAAGAAAAGGGUAGAGAAGGAAAAGAGUAGGCAGACAAAGAAUACUAAGAAUACUGGCAUAUAGAUGCCAGCAAGUGAAAAAUUUUGGCCUGAAGUUGUCUUCAUACAAAUAAACAGAACUCUUUCUAGCCCCUCCAGCAGAAGCAGUAGAGUAGGCCAGACUCUACUGAGAGGGGCUUCAUCUUCUCUAAGAAGCCCUAGGACCCAUUUUUGUUUAUGCACAUCCACCACCACCACCACUCCCAGCACACCACCACCAGGAGCAGACAACCCCUUUCAACUAUCUCCACUGCUCUCCCAAGAAGGAGGGAGAAGAAGGCAGUUCACACCACGCAGAACUGCAAGAUGGUCUCAUACAAACUAAAGAGCAAUGACCACUCACAUAUCAUCUCUACCUGAAAAAAGGAGACUGACUGAAGGGGAAACUGCUGGGGGCCGGAUUGUAGAAGAGCAACACAGACCCACUGGCCCAAAGAUUUCAAAUGAUGGUGUCCAGCA